AUUGUGGUGUGUUGGCACUUAACUGUGUCCUCAGUCAAUGGUUAACUUUAAUUUUGGACCCCGUUUUGACUUUCAUUUUUCCAAUUUCAUCUUCUGCCAAAAACCGUAAUUUCUGUUAUUUCUCUUCAGCUGUAGUUCUUCAAUCUCCAGCAAAAUUCGAGGGAGGGUGGCUGAGGCGAAAUUCAAAGAUGGAGCUUCAAUCCAUAAUGUUGUAGCGUCGCCGGUACGGAGAGGUUUUUGGAGCGCCGUUGCUGCAGUUACAGUUUUGUUGUUAAAGAAAUGUCUGAUCAUGUUGAGAAAGCCUUCAUGUUUGAUCAUGUUGAGAAAGCCAUAAUGUCUGAUCAUGUUGAGAAAGCCAUAAUGUCUGUUCCUGUUGAGGACAAAGGCAAAGGCAUAAUGUGUGAUCCAUUUGAGAGUCAUCCUCUGUUUUUGAGGGGGGGCAAGUCAUAUCUUAUGGUGGUGUUGCUGGUGAUGAACCCCCCUAUAUGGAAUGUAUGCAACUGACUGUACCAAACUCUGCUGAGAAGAGACUAGCUGCCUUGUCUCCAGUUAAAACCAUUGAGACUGUGGAGACCAUUGUGUCAACCAACCAGGUGAGCAUGUACUCCUAUGUUGAGUCUCCUAAGUUAGGAAUGGUAUUUAAAUCCUUUGAAGAUGUAGAAACCUACUACAAGGAAUAUGCAUAGCAGAAAGGCUUUGGAGUAACUAGAGUUUCUUCUGCAUUUUUCGAAGAAUAAAAAGGAGAUGAGAGGUGCCACAUGGAAGUGUGAGUGUUGGGGCCCACCUGAUAUGAGGGCAAGGAGGGAGGCCAAGAAAAGGGCCAAGGCAAUGGAGAUGUGUGGCACUGGUGGUGUGGUUAACGGUGAAAUUGAAGAAGAUAUACUGCAGCGUGCCAAAAGGACAUCUAAGAAAUGUGAAUGUGGUGCCAUGUUAUAUGCGGGGAUUGAUAAUUAUGGGCUGUGGGUUAUAAGGAAGGUGAAAACCGAACACGAUAACCAUACCCCCAAACCAAGUGAUGCUAAGUUGGUGAAGGAAUAUCGAAUGAAGAAGUAUACCUCCAAUGUAAGGAGGCAACUAAUGAAUUUCUAUGAUGAAGGUGUUCCUGUAAGGCAAGCACAUGGCUGUAUAGCUACUGAGACUGGGGAGGAUAACCUUCCUAGUGUAAAAGACCUACAACAUGAAAUUUACAAGGAGAAGCGGUUGAAAAUGGAAGGUGGUGACGCAACUGCAAUGAUGGCCUACUUUGAUAAGAUGCAAGCGGAUAAUCAGAAUUUUUAUCAUGCACACAGAUUAGAUGGUGAAGGCCGGUUGAAGGACGUAAUGUGGGUUGACGCUCGUAGUAGGGUUGAUUAUGAAGAAUUUGGCGAUGUGGUUUGCUUUGAUGCCACUUAUAUAACAAACAAGUAUGAGCUACCGUUUGCCAACUUCGUAGGCGUUAAUCACCAUGGCCAAUCGAUAUUAUUGGGAUGUGCCCUCGUUUCACACGAGGAUUCAGACACAUUUGCUUGGGUUUUUAGGAAAUGGCUAUCAUGCAUGGGUGACAAACAACCGGGUGCAAUUUUGACAGAUCAAGCAGCAGCUAUGCGGAAGCCUCUGGCAGAAGUUAUGCCUAAUGCAUGCCAUCGGUGGUACAUUUGACACAUAAUGAGGAAAAUCCCAGACAAGUUGGGGAAUUGUGAACAGUAAGUAUACAUUCUGACUUAGUUUUAUAUUUUUGUGCUAUUUCAUUCUAAUUUAUGGGUGAAAACAGUUGGUGUAGCAUAUCUCUGAAUUCUUGUGAUUUGCUUGCAUCAUAGAAAUCAUACCACCCCCUCCCCCCCCCCCCUCUCCAACCCCUCUAUUGUUGUUUUGUAUUGUUUUAUAUCAGUGAAGUCUUGGGAGGGAUGGAUUUUUUUUAUUUAAGUAAUUGUGUUAUAUGCUGGUAGUAAGUAUUACUGAGUUGAUUAUCUUCUUUUGUUAAUGGUGUGUUAUAUUUAAAUUAAUGAAACAUGUCCACAUGCUGGUAAUGAGUAGCCCUGUUGCAAGGCAGAACAUAUAUGUACUGUGUUAUAUUUAAAAUGCCCUGCACGCAUUUUGGGCAUCUUGUUCUAAGUAUUUGCAUAAUUCCAUGUUUGCACAUGAUUUAGCUAUGUAGAUUUUAAGAGUCCACUGAAGACCCUCAUAUAUGAAAGCUUCACCGUUGGUGAAUUUGAGCGUAGAUGGGGAGAAUUAAUGACCACCUAUAAGCUAGAGGAGAAUGAUUGGUUAUCUGAUUUGUAUGAUGAAAGGCAUAUGUGGGUCCCAGCUUUUAUGAAAGAACACUUUUGGGCGGGUAUGAAGACAACGCAAAGGGUCGAAAGCAUAAAUAGUUUCUUCGACGGGUUUGUUAAUCGGAAAACAAGGCUGUAUGAAUUUCCGGAGAAGUACACAAGGGCCAUGGCUAGGCGUGUGAAAGCUGAGAAUGAGGCAGAUGCUAGGUGUGGGAAAUAUCGUAGACGUCUUGUAAGUGGACCUUAUCGAAGAAGAGAAUGCAGAGAAGAAUCAAAAGGAUAGAACUACCUACUCAUUAUUCGGAGGUCAAUCUGUUGAGAAAUUCUUCCAUGAGAUUUACACUGAUACAAAGUUCCAGGAGAUUCAAAUUGAGUGUUGUCGACUCAUGCAUUGCUCCGGGAGGGAAGAGCGUGAUUUGGGAGGGAACAUUAUUCAAUAUCUACUUGAAGACAGGGUUUGGAUCAUUCCCGAAGGCGAGAGUGAAGAGGUGAUCACUGAUAGGAGGAGAUUCUAUUCUGUACUCUUUAAUACAGUUACAAAGGAGGUCUCUUGUGAUUGUAGGAAGUUUGAAACAUUCGGGAUUCUAUGUAGGCAUGUCAUCCGAGUCUAUGAUAAAAAUUUGGUGUUUGAUAUUCCACCCAAAUAUGUUCUCCGGCGCUGGCGAAAAGACGUAAGUAGGAAACAUACUCGGGUGAAGGUGGCUUACCACGAUCCCACUGAGAAUGUGGCUGUUCAGACUUACAAUAACUUGAUGGCAGAGUUCCUGUCCAUUUGUGACCUUGCUUCUUCUGUUCAGGACAAGGCUACAGUCGAUCUAGUUGCGCAAUCUAUGCAAAAACUUCCUUUGGAAGUUCAGGCUAGCAGAGAUAAGUUUCUUGCAAGUCAGCCAUGUCUUUCCCCCAUGCCAAGGAAUCUGUUACAAUCCUCAGAAAUUGGGUCAAACAUCCCUUAGGCAAUUGACACCCAUGGGUCAGUUUCUAAGCCUGAGGUGGAAGAAGGGAACACCAGUUUACAAACAGCAGUGAAGGAUCCUAUAUCCAGGAAGAAGCCUCGAGGGAGACCUAAGGGAUCAAGGCAUAAAUCUCUUGCAGAGACGGGAUACAAGAAAAACAGUGUGAAAAAAGGAAAAAACAUUGCUGGAACUCAGAUGGACCCUGCUGUCCAGCAACCAACUGCAGUCAAGCUACCAGUAAGUGAACCGACCGCAGUCUUAAAUAUAUGUCCAACCAAGUGUUGUUUCUUAAAUAAUUUCAUUUUUAUUGUUGCAAGCUAAGAGGAAAAGGACACAAGUCCUCCAACAACAGAACACCAUUGAGAACUAUUACGAUUUUGUUGAAGACGAUGCUGUGGGUGGUGAUGACAUUCUUAUGAGAAAUGGUCUGGGAUGGUCUGGUCCCUCUGACACCUUUUAAUACACACGUUGUUGUAUGUCUCACUUGAGGGUCUGGGAAAAGGUGUGAAGUGUAUUGUAUUUUGAAUUAAUAACAAUUUAGUUGUACAACCCUUGAGGUAUGUAGGCAGUAUGUUGUGACCUUGGUUAUGUCUGGGUUGUUGUUGGUACUCUUACUACUGCUGUCAUUAAUUCCAUUAGAACCCUUGAUCUAAUUUGCAAGUGAUGACAGUGUUAAGAAUUAGUUAAUUAAUGUGUUGCCAUUCAUUUUAAA
Chenopodium quinoa (quinoa) is the source of this 3914-nucleotide messenger RNA. Its product is annotated as protein FAR1-RELATED SEQUENCE 8-like. NCBI's taxonomy places the organism in Eukaryota, Viridiplantae, Streptophyta, Magnoliopsida, Caryophyllales, Amaranthaceae. The record is from RefSeq and is a predicted model, not a curated record. The transcript has 2 exons. The coding region runs from base 745 to 1638 and encodes 297 amino acids. Gene Ontology annotation, biological process: regulation of DNA-templated transcription.